AUUUAAGACUUAGAUCUUCAACUACUUCCGAGAGGGUCUCAUGCUACGAUACGAGUAGAAUACAUAGGGGUAUAAUCCGGGUAAACCAGAUUAAAUUUUGAUGUAUAUCUUUUAUUGGAAACCUACAAAGUACCAAUACUGAUUGCAGGAGCAGACCUUUUUGAGAUUCAUUCUUGCAUUCUAGUCUAACUCUUCUUUCUGUCUGUCACUGGAUCUCUACUACUUGACUUGCGACUUGAGCUAGCAUACUGAGAUUGGAGUUUAGCUUUAUAUGGUAAUGAUGACAAUCCCGAUCUUCUUAAAUCUCUUUCAACACCAAACUUGUGCUAUCUGAUCUUCUUAAAUCUCUUUCGACACCAAGCUUGUGCUAUCGCUAAAAGUUUUAUCUCGGCAAAUCUUACUCUUCGAUUGUCAGAAGUUCUCAUCUUGCCAUGUUUUUGAAUUGGUCUUUCCUUGACCAUCUUAUGGACUGCAUAUAUAAAUAAGAACUUAUGAAAUGAUAAGUUUUUCAUAUGUGAGAACUGGCGCCAAAGCAUUAGAGUAAAUUGAUUUCAAGUGGAUUAUUUGCCGCUUGCCCAUUUCUCCCCAAGCACAAGAAAUGGUGCUACUUGUACCAUUUCACAAAUAUAUUCAUUCCUAACUCUUAUCCUUCUUGUUAUACCUCACAUCCAUCUUAACUCUCCCACACUUCAAGUUUUUAGAUGAGUUGCACUUCUUGGGCUCCUAUUCAUUCCCAACUUCAAGUUUUAUUUUUCCUGGAAAAAUUAUUUGGAAUUUAUAUGCUCAUAGGAAUGAUGAACGGUACCCAUUUUGUGGCAUUCUGAAUUCAGGAAAAUAGAAAGCUGUUAUUUAUGUGCUGCUUGUGGGUGUCUAUAUUCUUAAAGUUUCAUAAGGUGUUACCAGCAUUGCUACAAACCAUUACAACCAAGUCACCAACGAUCUAGUUGGUGUGACCCAAAAACUGGGUGCAUUUGAGACCUAGAUCUUUCAAAUCGUCAACUCCAAAUUGUAAUAACUUAAUCCUAGCCCUAAUUAACCCUAUCCUCAAAUUGAAACUUUCACUUUGACUAAUUCACACUUGUUCAUGUGGCAUUUGCAAUUUAUUUUGGUGGUUCAUUACCUAUUGUACUUAAGAACUUGAACAGUUUCUUCAGUGUCAGAUGCAUAUAUCUUGAUGUUCAUUUGUUUAUAUUAUGGAGAUAAAUAUGAUUUCACUGGAUGGGUUUGGUUGCUCUUGACAGCAUCAAGGAAAAAAUUAUACUUGGCCAAAUUGUUGAGAAAGCUGUUGCCUGCAAAGCUUGGUUAACAGAGAGAGUGGAUUUUGUGUUAGGUUACCUUGAUGAAGAUCUCAGCAUAGCUGCUAAAAAUAUUUCUGUUGCUUUGAAGGCAGUAGAAGUGGCAGGUGUAUAUGAUCAUCAAGGUAGCUGCAAAUUGGAGCUGGCAUUAGCAAGAAAUUCAUGGAGAGUCACAGCCCAGGGACUAUUAGAAGGUCCACAUAAGCCCAAGAUUCAACAAAUUCAGCAGCAUUUGAAAGCGGGACUUGCCAUAAGCAUACCUCCAGAAGAUUACUUCAGGCAGAGACUCACAGAAGUGAGGCACAUUGGCUUGCAGUGGGCAGAUAAAGCCAAGAAGGUUUCGGUGGAUUCUGGGGCACUUGGAUUGGAUAAAGUGUUUGAACUUAUGAUGGAGGGUGAAAAUUUGACAAUUCAAUUUGACAAGGAACUUAAGUUGUUGAGGGAUCGAAGUAUGCUUUACUGCAUAUGUCGGAAGCCCUAUGACCAAAGAGCAAUGAUUGCUUGUGAUAAAUGUGAUGAAUGGUAUCACUUUGAUUGCAUUAAAUUAUCUUUGCCACCAAAGAUUUACUUCUGCCCUGCAUGUAAACUUCAAACGGAUGUGGAUUUAUGUGCAUCGCCAUCGUUGACUCAGGAGAGAUCAAGUGGCAGCAAAUUGGAAGAGCCUCAAACACCUUCACCACACCGCACAGAGCUGCGAAGAAAAUCGAAGAAACCCAAGUCCAGAAAGAGGAAGACAUUGGUGCCUGCAGACAGUGAUAGUUUGAAGCGUUCUAGUGGAACUGAGCGUUUGUUAUGGAGAAACCGGAAGCCUUUUAGAAGAGCGUCCCGAAAACGUGCUGAGCUUGAGAGUCUCUCCCCAUUUUUCUAUGUACGAACUAUUUCAUAG
Molecule: messenger RNA, 2181 nt
Organism: Ilex paraguariensis (yerba mate)
Lineage: Eukaryota; Viridiplantae; Streptophyta; Magnoliopsida; Aquifoliales; Aquifoliaceae
Source: the annotation of a GenBank genome assembly